GAGGCACCCAUUGCCGGUCCUCUUCGAGCGAAUUCGAGUGUGUGUCUGACUGCCCGCACCCUAGUCCGCCACCAUGGUGACCCCUCUCAUCAAGCGCGAUGUCGUCAAGAAGCGCGUCAAGAAAUUUAAGCGCAUGCAGUCUGACCGCAAGAUUUGCGUCAAGACAAACUGGAGGAGGCCAAAGGGUAUUGACUCUAGGGUUCGUCGUAAGUUCAAGGGAACUACUUUGAUGCCCAACAUUGGUUACGGGUCUAACAAGAAGACGAGACAUGUGCUGCCAAGUGGCUUCGUUAAGUUUUUGGUUCACAAUGUGAAAGACCUUGAGCUUCUGUUGAUGCACAACAGGAAAUACAGCGCUGAAAUUGCACACAACGUGUCCACUUUGAAGCGGAAGGCCAUUGUGGAGCGUGCUGCUCAGUUGAACGUUGCAUUGACCAACGGAAGUGCUCGUCUCCGCAGCCAGGAGGACGAAUAGAUGUGCUGUAGUGCACUUGUUUCCUGCAGAGUGGAUGUAUUUCACUUUUUCCAUAUCAAAGAGGAAGGCUUACUGCUGCAAAUCCUUUUGAAGGGAUAUAGUUUUUUCCUAUUUUAUCCGAUAUCCCAUUUCUUGUGUGA
Messenger RNA from Physcomitrium patens, 615 nucleotides. Its product is annotated as large ribosomal subunit protein eL32z. The record is from RefSeq and is a predicted model, not a curated record. NCBI's taxonomy places the organism in Eukaryota, Viridiplantae, Streptophyta, Bryopsida, Funariales, Funariaceae. Gene Ontology annotation, molecular function: structural constituent of ribosome. Gene Ontology annotation, cellular component: ribosome; cytosolic large ribosomal subunit. Gene Ontology annotation, biological process: translation.